Molecule: messenger RNA, 2888 nt
Organism: Perkinsus marinus ATCC 50983
Lineage: Eukaryota; Perkinsozoa; Perkinsida; Perkinsidae
Product: chromodomain helicase dna binding protein, putative
Exons: 22
Coding region: 1-2838 (945 amino acids)
Biological process (GO): chromatin remodeling
Cellular component (GO): chromatin; nucleus
Molecular function (GO): histone binding; ATP hydrolysis activity; DNA binding
Source: RefSeq, a predicted model, not a curated record
AUGGGAGGGGUCUCCCCACCAGCGCCUGGUGAAGAGUCGAAUAAAGGGGAGGAGGAGGGAGAAGAGACUGAUGAGAUGGUCUAUCGUCCUACUAGGGAUACUCUAUUUGGAUUCCAGGUUGAAGGGAUCCAAUGGUUACUCCAUAACUGGUCCCAGUACCGUGGGUCAAUAUUGGCUGAUGAGAUGGGGAUGGGAAAGACUGUACAGACGGCUGUCUUCCUCAGUGCUGUGAUGGCGACGGUUGGAGGUACUGGUCCUUGUCUUAUAGUAGCGCCGUUGUCAACUUUACGGCAUUGGCAACGAGAAUUACGGAAGUGGGCGCCCGAACUGAAUGUAGUAGUAAUGGCUGGCAGUAGUGAGGAUAGGGACAUCAUUGCUGAUUUCGAUAUGAGCUGGAUCAACAUUAACAACGGACAUCGGGAGAAGGAGCCUCUGAAGCACAGAGCAGAUCCUCAAUUUUGCCCGAAGUUCGACGUUGUCGUUACAUCGUACGAGAUCUUCUUGACGUGCUCGAACAGAUCGAACAUAACGUCAUUGACCAACUACAACUGGCGGGUUUUGGUACUGGACGAAGGACAUCGUGUGAAAAAUCAUCUGUCACACAGUACCAAGGCUCUAGCACACAUAGCUAAUGUACAGCAUACUGUUAUUCUUACUGGUACUCCUAUACAGAACAAUCUACGGGAGCUUUGGUCGAUACUCCAUCUCGUUGAUAAGAAGCGAUUCGCGACGUUUGAGGGGGUAGUGGCUGAGUUGCAGAAGGACACUCCUGAUGAAGGGCAGUCGGGUAGCGCUACUUCAAACCAUGGAGAUGGCUCAUCGGAGGGAAAGAAGAGCGAGAUUGAUUCGGUGGCUAACUUAGAUCUGGAUAAAGUUACUGAAGUCCUGCGACCAUACAUGCUAAGACGGUACAAGUCGGAUGCGAUGAAGAAGGUCCCUCCUAAGCUGGAGCAUAUCAUAGAGGUGGAGUUUACUACACUACAAAGGAGGGUCUAUAAGUCGGUGUAUGAAGGGAAGAUAUAUAGUUUGGUGAAUGGUAAGGGUGGGAAGUCAUCCCUCAACAACAUCGCUAUGGAGUUGCGCAAGUGUUGUGCUCAUCCGUACCUUAUAUCUGGGGUAGAGGACUCUCAUUUGGAAGCACUAGGAGUGAAGCCUGAUAGCGCAGUCGCGAUGCAGAAUUUGACAGAAAUGUCGGGGAAACUCGUAUUCUUGGAGAAGUUGAUCCCGCAGUUGCGAGAAAAGAAGGAGAAGUUGCUUAUAUUCUCACAGUUCAAGAUAGUCCUGGACAUCAUCGAGGAUUGGUUGACGUGGAAGAAGUUGCCCGUUGAACGACUGGACGGGUCAGUGUCGGGCGGGAAGAGGCAGGCCGCUAUCGAUCGAUUUAAUGACAAGAAACAUGAUUCCUUUGCGUUCCUAUUGACCACACGAGCCGGCGGUGUUGGUAUCAAUCUCACUAGUGCUAGUGUUGUGGUUAUCUACGACAGUGAUUGGAAUCCUCAGAAUGACAACCAAGCACAAGCGCGAUGCCAUAGAAUAGGGCAGACUAAAACAGUGAGAGUGUAUCGGCUAUUGACUCGCAACUCCUACGAGGAGAAACUGUUUGAGAUUGCCUCGAAAAAGCUUGGCUUAGAGCAGGCUAUUAUGUCUUCUGUUACGGCCAAUUCGGAACUGAAUCUGUCGAAGCAGGAGUUGGAGCAUCUUAUAAAAGAAGGGGCGUAUGCGGCGUUCGAGGAGCAUUCAGGCAGGGAAGAGGAGUUCAGGAGUGCCUCAUUGGAUGAUAUUAUGUCGAGUGAUCGCAUCAAAACUGUGACGUACGGCACCAUAGUUUCUGGAGGGCAUCGAUCGAGAUUCUCCAAAGCAUAUUUCAGCGCUAAUCCGGAGACUCCCGAGGAAACAGUGUCAACACCAGACUCGGUAGAGAGUGGUGAAGAUGGACCCGUGCCUGAUGAAGACGAGAAGCUGAGUGACAUUAAUUUCUGGCGGAAAUUAGUCCACGAUGAGUCCCUGCUCACAACAGAUCCGGAUGCUAAGGAGGACAAGUCGGAGCUAUCUGUGAAUGAAUUGGGCACGAGGAAAACAAGAUAUGCAGGCAACUUCUUACGGUUUAGGACUGCGAGAUCAGAUAAGGAGGAUAGAGUUGAUCAAGAAUACCGACCUCAGGAGUCUGUCUCGGAGAAUGGGGAUAGUGAUGUUGAUGGAGAGGAUCUAGUGGAGGAAGAUGAAUUCAUUGAGAAGGCAGAGAAGGCGGCAUCAAGGAGGAAGAAGAGAGGCCGAGGGCGAGGGCGAGGGAAGAAGGAGAAUAGCAGCAUCACAGGUCGCAGUGCUGAUGGUGCAUCGUCACUCAAGGGGGGUGGUCGUGGUACCCACAAACGAGCACGGGUUGACAGGGUAUCAGAUAACCCUGCUCUACAGCGAGCAGCAAUAGCAGCCCAGAAGGUCAGAGCCUCAGCAGCAGCAUCAGUGCCUCGGCAUUCCUCUAUGCCGGGUGGCUCGGCGCGCUUCCCUCGACAAAGCCAACAACUGCCGACUUUGGGCGUUACUUCUGCUACUUAUCCCUAUGUUCCACCACCACCACGAUAUCCAUACACUGCAGUACAGUAUCGAGGGCUUCCCUUGCCCCCUCAGGGUAUCGUCAAUAGUAUGCCUAAUAGUCGACUGCUCUUCCCUCCCCCUAUGUACCAAGGUGCUCCUAAUUACGGUAUGAUGUAUGGGAUGUACAUGGCCUCGCGAGCGGCAGCGGUAAGCGAGCAGAACUUACAACGGAGCCGAGUAAGAUCAGUGAACUCUGGUGACUUGUUAAACUCGAUUGAUCCCAGUAAAAUAGAGAAGCUUGACUGACUUCAUCUGUAGUAUAAACGUCAAAUACGUUACGUAUUCUAGUACGAUUA